Molecule: messenger RNA, 1316 nt
Organism: Epinephelus moara (kelp grouper)
Lineage: Eukaryota; Metazoa; Chordata; Actinopteri; Perciformes; Serranidae
Gene: pacrg
Product: PARK2 co-regulated
Exons: 8
Coding region: 647-1174 (175 amino acids)
Cellular component (GO): vesicle; cytosol; neuron projection
Molecular function (GO): Hsp90 protein binding; Hsp70 protein binding
Source: RefSeq, a predicted model, not a curated record
CCAUCAAAAGCUCAAAGUGCAGCAGCCAUUUUGUUACUGAGCUAUUGGCCAUGUUGACAUGCAAACUGGAGUUAUUAUGAACAAGACUUGGAGAGAUAAGAACAUUUGACAAGAUGCAGCAGCAGUCCGUGGACAUUUAUGGGUGUUGUUUGGACUAAAUAUUUUACUGGAUUUGGAUCAUCUUGACGUUUGUGAAUGUAUCAGGACCGUUUUGUUGGGAUAUUAUCGAUAGGUGAAUUUUUCUAAGGCCUCAAAGGAAGACCAUACAGAGCCUUGGUACAGAAGGACACAAUGAGGUGGCAGCUCCGCUUGGUUGGCCAGGCAUAGCCGGAACAGGAAGAGAGAUUACCUCCCGGAGGGUCUCUGUCGGUGUGUAACACAGUACAUCAUCAGACAUGUCUUUCCACACCACAAGUGGUCAAAACUCCACAGAGUGCCUUUGAGUUAUUAAAAAGCCUGCAUUAGGUGGAGUUGUGCUGCUACCCACUCUCCCCCGGGAUCUCCGCAAGGGAUGUGAGGACUCUAAAACUUCACCUGAGCCUCCCUCGGCAUAUGGGUGGAGGGCCCCCCGGCUGCAGGGGCUUUUCGGGAGCGCCCUUCCAAACCGACCACCUUUCGCAAGUUCUAUGAGCGUGGAGAGUUCCCGAUGGCACUGAUGCAUGACACCAAGGGCAACCGCAUUGCAUGGAAGGUGGAGAUCGAGAAGCUGGACUACCACCACUAUCUGCCUCUGUUCUUUGAUGGCUUAUGUGAGACUGUUCAUCCGUACGAGUUCUUUGCCCGCCAGGGAGUCCAUGACAUGCUGGAGCACGGAGGCCCCAAGAUUCAACCCGUCAUUCCCCAGCUCAUCAUGCCCAUCAAGAAUGCCCUGAACACCAGGAACCGUCAGGUGAUCUGCACCACCCUGAAAGUCCUGCAGCAUUUGGUGGUGUCCGGAGACAUGGUGGGAGAGGCUCUGGUGCCUUACUACAGACAGAUCCUCCCCAUUUUCAACAUCUUCAAGAACAUGAAGAUCAACUGCGGAGAUUCCAUCUACUACGGCCAGCAGAAGAGAGAGAACAUCGGAGACCUGAUCCAGGAGACUCUGGAGGUGUUUGAGCGCUACGGAGGGGAGGAUGCCUUCAUCAACAUCAAAUACAUGGUGCCUACUUAUGAGUCCUGCAUGAUCAGAUGAGGAGGGAGGGUGUCACCCUGACACUGCACAGACUCUUGCCCCUUCCUCUGCUCUCUUCUGCUCAAACCCUCUCCUCCCGCCUCUCCACCCUCUCUGCUCUUUGGCACAUCCCUUUAAACUCCUAUUAAAUUUAUAACAAUGC